Molecule: messenger RNA, 5687 nt
Organism: Pocillopora verrucosa
Lineage: Eukaryota; Metazoa; Cnidaria; Anthozoa; Scleractinia; Pocilloporidae
Product: NACHT domain- and WD repeat-containing protein 1
Molecular function (GO): protein binding; ATP hydrolysis activity
Source: RefSeq, a predicted model, not a curated record
CUGACGAAACAAGCUUAAGUCAUCUUUGCUAGAUCAGAGCUCAAGCAAACUUAAGCUGCCAAUAAAUCGACGUAUAUUGACCGCUCUGAGGAUUCUUUCAACUGUGCUGCGAGAGGAAACCCGUAGAAAUUUUGUGUCGUGACAUGGUGUACUCCUGCAUUCCGAGGGCACAGAGGGUGAUCUUAACAUCGUGUCGCCAUGGUGUCAAACUCUGAUGACAGCUGCUGGUUUAAACUUCAACGAUAAGUUUCCUCCAAAUACAAGCGUCUGUCAAGAACGAUGGGUGUUCUUCUGUCCAAAAAGAAAAACAAGGAGCGACAUGGCUUCCAGGUAACGGAAGAUGAAAACUCCGAAUCUCAGAGGAGUUCCGAAGACGAAAAGGAGCCGAAAAGUGACGAUGAUCAUUCCGAUAACGAGGAGAAGGACGAAAGUAAAUCUGACCAGGAAGAAAGCGCCAGUGAAGACAAUGAAGACAAAAAAAGCAGAAGCAGUUCUUCGGCAAGCAGCGAGAAAAGCAAAUCAUCUCAAGAAGAUGAAGGUGUUGAGGAGGAAAAAGACGAAGACAUCGAGGUAGAAGAAGGCAGUGUUAAAGAUGUCGUCUCGGCUCGGACUGAAGUGAACUUAAGUUACGAGGAAAAAGUAGAGAAAGCCCUGGUUGGUGAUAUGAAUUUUGAAUAUCCAGAGCAAGCGAAAAUCGUGAGGAUCUUUACCAGCUCCACGUUCACAGACACUUCAGUGGAGCGCAACACAUUGAUGGAGCGAGUGUACCCCCGACUCAAGUCCUACUGUCAGGGGAGAGGAUAUGACUUUCAAGUGGUGGACAUGAGAUGGGGAGUCCGUGACGAGUCCACUGAUGAUCACAUGACCACUGAGCUGUGCAUGAGAGAGCUACGCGCAUGUCAGAAGCUGUCCACUGGACCCAACUUCAUUACGUUUCUUGGACAAAAAUAUGGUUACCGUCCAUUUCCUACGAAAAUAGUUGCCUCUGAGUUUGAGAAGCUCCUUGGUGCGGUUGAAAAUCAGGACGAUGUUGCGCUACUGAAACACUGGUUUUGGCGAGACGACAACGCGGUUCCCGCCCAAUAUCUGUUGCAGCCAAUCACAUCGCUACUGCCCCACUAUCGCGACUAUGCGAACGAGGAGUUACGUAAGAAAGCGUCUGCCGAUUGGUGGACAGCGUUUGAGAGAAUGCAGGUUGUUUUGAGGGAAGCCGCUGACAAGGCUUUGGAUGAGAAGAGUGAACGGCAUAAAUAUCACAUGUCAGUUACCGAGGACGAAAUCCGAAGAGGCAUCAUAGACGCUUCACAUCCUUCAAGCCAUUGCUUCUGGUUUAAAAGAGUCAUCACAGAUCUCCACGACAAAAUUGAGAGUAAAAGCGCUGGAAAAUUCAUUGAUAAAACGUGGGGAGCCAAUUCAUCGAUAGAUGAAACUGCUCAGAAAUUACUUAACGUUCUUCGGGAGAACGAUCUUCCUCAGGCGUUAUCAAGCGCAAACAUUGUGAAUUAUGACAUCAAAUGGUCUGAAGAUGGCGUCGACCCAUCUACCUCAGAAGAACAUUUUCAGUAUAUAGAAAAACUUUGUAAAGAUUUCUAUGAUACCUUGACUCGGAUGAUCGAUAAGGGGAUUGAGGAGAAAGAAACAUCUGGUGUGAGAGAUGCGUUUGCAGAGGAAGUAUUUCAGCAUGGUUCGUUUUGUCAGAAAAAGUGCAAAUCAUUUCAUGGUCGUAAAGAGUUUUUGGAGGCUUCGAAAAACGUUCUAGCGAAUCAUGAAAAUCAAGCUGUAGUGCUCUAUGGAGAAUCAGGUUGUGGAAAGACGUCGAUUGUGGCGAAAAUUGUCUCCGAAGUUAAACAGUGGCUUGAAGACGACUCUGCUAUAGUGGUUUUACGUUUUAUUGGUACCACACCCGAAUCGUCUGGCAUCAGGCCCCUUCUAAGAAGCAUAUGCGUUCAGUUGUGUAGAGCGACCGAUCAGAAUACUACAGAUAUACCGGAGGACAUUAAAUCCCUGAAAGACUACUUUCAAGAAUGCCUGAAGAAUUCGGCUGAAAAUCACCCCGUUGUUCUGGUUUUGGAUUCAUUGGAUCAACUCUCCAUAGAUGACGGUGGCCGGCAAAUGGACUGGUACCCAAGACAGUUACCAAGCGACGUGUACGCCAUUCUUUCCACGUUACCAGGCGAGGAAUAUCAGGCCUUACCAAAUCUCAGAACAAUCCUUCCGAGUGAAUGUUUUUUGGAAGUACCAAAGAUUCCUCUUAAUGAAGCAGACGUCAUCCUUGACAAUUGGCUCAGAGCAGGUAAUCGAACAAUCCUACCAAAACAGAAAACCUAUGUCAUGGAAUCUUUUCAGAAGUGUCCCCUUCCAUUGUACCUUAAGCUGGCUUUUGACGAAGCCCUGCGAUGGAACUCGUACACUCCUUUCUCCGAGCUUUGCCUCGAGCCAUCUGUGCGGGAAAUCAUUGAUGACAUGUUCAGCCGGGUUGAAAGACGACACGGGAAAGUUUUGGUCAGUCAUGCGCUGGCCUACAUCACAGCAUCCAAGAACGGCUUGACAGAGACUGAAUUAGAAGACUUGCUCUCGUUAGACGAAGAAGUCCUUAAUGAUGUCUAUCAGUACUGGACACCUCCAGUGAGAAGACUUCCACCACUGCUGUGGAUUCGCAUUCGGUCUGACAUUGGUGACUAUCUUAUUGAACGAGGAGCUGACGGCACCCGGGUGGUAUUUUGGUAUCAUCGUCAGUUCAUCGAGGCUGCAAGGGAAAGAUACUUGGAAAGUGAUCAAGCUACUAAAAUUCACGCCAUUAUGAGCGAAUACUUCCUCGGGAGGUGGUCUGGCGGAAUCAAAAAGCCAUUUCUUAACAAAGAAGGCAAAGAGAUGUCCAUGGACAGAUUGGUCCCAAAGCAACCAUUGAUGUUCGACUCGAGUGAGGACAACGAGAUCUUUAAUCUUCGCAAGUUGAGUGAGCUUCCAUUUCACUUGUUUCAUUCUGGAAACCUGGAACAAAUGAAACAAGAGUGCCUUUGUAACUUCGAAUUUCUUUUGGCAAAACUGAGAGGAACCUCUCUACAAGUUCUUAUGAGUGAUUUUUCGUCUUUCCUUGACGCAAAACCGGAAGAUAAUGAUGUGGAUCUCCUUCACGAGUGCUUACAACUCUCUGCUCAUUCACUCUCCCAAAAUGGUAAUCAACUACCCACACAGUUGAUAGGCCGCAUGUACAACUUUUUAGAGAGACAGGAACAGUACCCUGAUGUGUACAAGGUCUUGAAGCAAGCGCUGAAUUCUUCGACAGCUUGUUUCCUUCCAAACAGAAAGUGUCUGACAGCGCCUGGUGGAGCACUGCGUUCUGCCAUCGGGUUAACGCAGCUUGGCAGCGAUGUCAUCAGCAUGGCUAAAGAUAACCGCACUAUUGCAGUGUCAAGCCAAACGUCGGAUGGCCUUGUUGUCAGAAUCAUUGAUUACGUUAGUAAUAAAGAAGUGAGAAAGUUUACUCUUCAACAACCGGUCGAAAUGUAUAGCACAAAUUUUAAUCAAAUAAGUCAGAAGAAUCCUGAUUUAUUGCUGCUCGCUGGAUCGCAUAAAAUCUUCCUGCUCAACACACUCUCUGGACAAAUAAAGCAAGAAUUUCAAGUUUCUGAUGACGAUUGGUUUUCUUACAACCCUUAUGCUCCAAUUUCAUUUGCUGAUGAUGAAAACUUGCUGGUUGCUAUCUGUCCUGAUUCACUGAGGGUAUGGCAGAUAGAAAAUGGUACACUUCUCCACACCCUACCCCUGAAAGGCGUCAACACAGAAGACGAAAUUGGUGCCAUAGAUGCUCGUGGAAGCUUUGCGGUCUACAACGUCCGGGGGACAAACACGGUGCACUUCAUCGAUUUGAAAAUUGGCCGAGAAGUGCGAAAGAUCACCAUCUCAUACCCUAAGAGUAAAGGUUCCAGCGAAAACGUCUUUAUCAAGGAAAUCAAAAUAACAUCCCUUGAUCAAGUGGCUGUGAUCCCAUCUUCAUUUGAUAGUUUGCGACUUUACGAUCUCUCAGCAAACCUGAUUCGUGAACUAACAAAUUUCAAGAUGCAAGAAGGUCUUCAUCGAAUGCAGAUUACCGAUGACGGCACGAAAGUCGUGACAGCUGAUAUGUAUGAAAUCUGUAUUCUGAACCUGGAAACAAACGAAAUGGAGAGAUGUCUCAGAAGUCCAAUUUUUCGGAUGCGAAUUUACACACGUGAUGGAAUCCACAUAUUGGCGGUGGGACAAGACAACAUCCUACGUGUCUACGAUAAAAGUCGAGAGGAAGAUGACGAAAACCAAAAGGAUACUGCUCUCAGCACAAUACAAGGCAACACGAUUGCUGACCAACUCACAGCCAUUUCGCCCAGUUUUGAUCAACGUCAUGUACUAACAUCAGCUGUUAUUCAACUUCGGAACGAGCUAGCUGUCUGGGAUGGGCUAACUGGUAAAAGAGUUCGCCGUCUAAUGAAUCUUACGGUGUUUCCGAAUCCCAUUCGCAUGUUCACCGCCACCCGCGCUGUCGGCUUCAUCUACGAUCAGGAAAUCCCACAUUACAAAGUGUUCAACUUUGCUGAGGGAAAAAUUGAGAGAAAUCUGGAUGGAAAAGCAUGUAAAAGGAUGAACGCGUUUGGAUUCAUUGAUCAAAGACGGAUGAUCUCGUUUUCUAGAGGAAGGCGAUUCGUCAAAGUAUGGGAUGUUGACAGUGGCAAAGUGCUGGAGGUGGUGAAGUUCAAAGAAAAGCAACGAUUCGAGGACUUGUUGAUCAGUAAUAACGGCAAAACGGCCGUGUGUUCACUAGCAAGCCAGAUGACUCAGCAUCGCGACAAAGAACUACGCUUGACUGUUAUUGACACAACCAGCUUCAGCAGCAAGAACCUUCUGUACAAAGGCGAACAGUUAAGUCUUUUUAACGCACGGAUAUCAGAUGAUGGAAACUAUCUGGUCAGUUUAGUGCAAUAUUCUCAGCCACUACUCUGGAACCUCCAAACUGGCCAGCUGAUACAAAAGCUGUUUGACCCGGACGCCUACGAAACGGCCAGCACCGUCGCAAUUUCGGGAGCAUCGAUGACAGCCAUAACUGGAACGGGUGACCAGAAGAUCAAAAUAUGGAGCAUCGAAAGUGGUGAGGUCUUGCGCUGCAUAGAUACUUCGCCUGUCCUCGAGCUUUUUAUUUCACCAGAUGGGGAAGUGAUCAUUUCCAAAUCUCAAGAAACAAAUGGCUUCGACGCCUGGGAGACGAAGACUGGGAAGAAACUUGCCUCGUUCACUACUGACGGUUUCCCAAAUCAUGCGAAAAGUUUUGGAGACAGGCUUGCAUUGGGACUUGGCGAAAACCCUAAUCUGAUGAUUCUCCAUUUGCAUCGUCCCGCACUGAAAAACAGAAUGGAAGAAGAGAACUUACAGUCUCCAUAUGACGGUCUACCCGUGGAAGCAACCGUGGAAAGUUUCCAAGAAAAACCUACGCGUGAUGACGGCAUUGAUGAUGAUAAGGAUAAUGAUAACAGUUCCAUAGCCUAGAAAACCGGUUCGGAUAAUCUGGGAUGACUUAUUAGGUAGUAAAACUGAAGGACUAAACUAUUUCUAGUAUGUUAAGUUCUUGCGUGUUGUUACUAGCUGGUGACGUUUUUCUUCACCACAGACGCUUUGAAACGUUUCAAAAGCAAAACAUGAUUGAUUGAUAUUACCAAAGC